This is a messenger RNA of Letharia columbiana, 453 nucleotides long. RefSeq lists its product as uncharacterized. Bases 1 to 453 code for a protein of 150 amino acids. The record is from RefSeq and is a predicted model, not a curated record. NCBI's taxonomy places the organism in Eukaryota, Fungi, Ascomycota, Lecanoromycetes, Lecanorales, Parmeliaceae. The transcript has a single exon.
AUGAUGUGGCAAGGUGUCCAAACCCAUUCUCACUUCGUCAGUGUGCUUGCCGGAACUCUAGAAAUACUUAUACCACACAUCUCACCAGCGAAGACAGGCCAGGCCGGACCCAACGACCCUGACAAAAACAAGAGCGCAAAGCCUACCUGGGUCCACAGCAACAGGUUCGCCAACCGCGAGAUGGAAGACCUUGGAAUACAAGAAUCAACAAACGCCUUGGACAAGAAAGCCAAAACCCUCAAUAACGCGCCAGCUCUAGCUCAAGAAUCCGGUAAAACCGUCUAUGAAGUUGAAACCUCGAAUGAAGACGUGAUAUAUGCGGUCUAUUGCAUGCUCGAGGAUCAGGAUCGGAUUCAAGAUAAUAUCUGCCAAUUGUGGCAGGAUUAUUUCACAGGACAUGUCAGUCUGAUCACCGCCUCUGCCACCAGCAAUACUGUUAUAGAAGUGGUAUAA